CGAGCCACGUGCCUCGUCAGAUCACGCUGAUAACUUGACUGUCCAUGCCGGUAGCUUCCGAUAAGUUCUACCGCCAACUACCGCUGACUGCUCGCCGUUUCUUUCUUUCACUUGUCUCAAGCCCUCUCGUUUCCACCCACGCCGUCGAUCGGCCGUUGGACGCCACCGGCGACAUGGAUCCCCUCCGCCUGCUCCUCCCCCGCGCCCAGGCCCAGCCAUUGCUCCCGCUCCCCGCCGGCGUCCCAGCGCCGAGCGUCAGGCCCCGCCUCGUCCCGCGGCGACGGGCGCGCCGCCACCGCAACGGGGCCGCACGGAUGCUGCCGGCGUCGGCCGUGGCGUCCGAGUCGCCGUGGACGGAGCAGGAUCCGGCGUCCGGGGAGAAGGAGGAGCGGUUCGACUGGCUGGACCAGUGGUACCCUUUCGCCCCCGUGGAGGACCUGGACCCCGGCGCGCCGCACGGCAAGAUGGUGCUGGGCAUCCGCGUGGUGGCCUGGUACGACCGCGGCGCCGGCGAGUGGCGCGUGUUCGAGGACGCGUGCCCGCACCGCCUGGCGCCGCUCUCGGAGGGCCGCAUCGACGACAAGGGCCGGCUCCAGUGCGUGUACCACGGGUGGUGCUUCGACGGGCGCGGCGCCUGCAAGUUCAUCCCGCAGGCCCCCGCGCUCGGCCCGCCGGUGCACGCCAACAGCAAGGCGUGCGUGGCGUCGUACCCGUGCGUGGUGCAGAACAAGCUCCUGUGGUUCUACCCGCGCGCCGGGCCGGAGCACGCGGACGUGCUGCGGCGGAAGCGGCCGCCGUUCAUCAAGGAGAUCGACGACCCGUCCUUCGUCACCUCCUUCUUGAUAAGGGACAUGCCCUUCGGGUACGACGUGUUGGCGGAGAACCUCAUGGACCCUUCUCACGUGCCCUACGCGCACAAAGGCCUGUUCCGCGGCCUCCCCAGGCUUGUAGACCCCGGCAGAGAGGAGUACGACAAAGAAGGCGGCGUGCCGAUGGCGGUGAAGGUGGAGGAGUCGAGCGUGAACGGGUUCGCGUCGUCGCAGGGCCCCGGCUACGCCAACUUCGUCGCGCCUUGCACGUACUACGGAUCGCCGGCGUCCAAAAAAUCAGAGAAGAACAAGCCUCACCUCAUGAUCGUGUUCAUCAUCGUCCCGGUCGCUCCGGGGAGGAGCAGGGUGAUGUGGGCCUACCCGAGGAACUUCGGCCUCUGGCUGCACAAGAUCACGCCGCGGUGGUUCGACCACAUCGGCGUCAACGUCGUCUUGGAUUCCGACAUGUACCUCCUCCACCUCGAGGAGCGCAAUUUCGCCAAGGCGGGCAUCGAGAACUGGCAGAAGAGCGUGUACGUGCCCACGACGUCGGACGGCACCGUCGUCGCCUUCAGGAACUGGUUCAGGAAGCACUGCAGGUUCCAGGUCGGCUGGGCGGCCCCGACGGUCGACCAGCUGCCGCCGACCCCCACCAAGGACAAGCUCAUGGACAGGUACUGGUCGCACGUCGCGCAGUGCACGAGCUGCAGCGCCGCACUCAAGGCCAUGAAGGCGCUGGAGGUCGCCCUGCAGGUGGCGUCGAUCGCCGUCGUCGGGCUCCUCGCGGUGGCCAAGGGGACGCUGCUCACGUCCGUCGCCCAGCGGGCCGCCGUCGUGUCCGCGGCCGUCCUCUGCUUCGUGGCGUCCCGGUGGCUCGCCGACUUCAUCCAGAAGAAAUUCUAUUUUGAGGAUUAUGUCCAUGCUUACAAGUGACUUGGCAAAUCAUCCGGUAGGGAAAAGUAUGUGUAGGGAUAUACUAGAAAAUACAUCUAGGGCCGUUGUUUUUGUAAAUCAAAUUUUAGUGCAUCGAAAAUCGGUGUAUUUUAGUCCAAAUAUCAGUUUUGAGCAGA
Molecule: messenger RNA, 1879 nt
Organism: Triticum urartu
Lineage: Eukaryota; Viridiplantae; Streptophyta; Magnoliopsida; Poales; Poaceae
Source: RefSeq, a predicted model, not a curated record